This is a messenger RNA of Bufo bufo (common toad), 2252 nucleotides long. RefSeq names its product solute carrier family 23 member 2-like. Gene Ontology annotation, biological process: transmembrane transport. The coding region runs from base 224 to 1984 and encodes 586 amino acids. The record is from RefSeq and is a predicted model, not a curated record. Gene Ontology annotation, molecular function: transmembrane transporter activity. Gene Ontology annotation, cellular component: membrane. NCBI's taxonomy places the organism in Eukaryota, Metazoa, Chordata, Amphibia, Anura, Bufonidae. The transcript is spliced from 13 exons.
CAUCACCUGGAUCUCCAUAGUGCUCAGUCUCACUCUCCCCUGCAGCUAGAGACAUGGCGAAGGAAAGAGACGGCGUGGAUAACCCAACGUUUGAGAGUGCAGUGAACACCGUAAUAUCAAAACCUAAAACACCUUAGCGGAAUUGAGUUGUCACCGCCUGCUAUUUGCAGAAGCGACGCGGUUGCCGGGGAGGGAGAUAGAAGAUGUUAAUCAUUAUAAAAUCAUGUCGUCAUUUGAUACAAAAGACCCCAGCCUUGAAAAGAAGAAAAUCUUGGACAAUGCUCGGAACAAGUUGGCGUAUACAGUGACAGAUGUGCCCCCGUGGUACAUGUGUAUUUUUUUGGGCAUCCAGCAUUACCUGACCGCCCUCGGUGGGAUUGUCGCUAUUCCAUUGAUCUUAUCCAAAGACCUGUGCAUAACCCAUGACCCCCUGACACAGAGUCACCUGAUCAGCACCAUCUUCUUUGUCUCUGGGAUUUGCACCCUCCUGCAAGUUUUUUUUGGGGUCAGAUUACCAAUCUUACAAGGAGGAACUUUUACCUUCUUGACCCCAACCCUUGCAAUGCUCUCACUUCCCAAGUGGACAUGCCCAGAGUGGACCCAAAAUGCCAGCCUGGUCAAUGCAACAUCGCCAGAAUUUGUGGAUGUUUGGCAGUCACGGAUACGGGAGGUUCAAGGAGCCAUUAUGGUUGCAUCCUGCUUUCAGAUCAUAGUUGGCUUUUCCGGUUUGAUUGGCUUCCUUAUGCGAUUCAUUGGUCCCUUAACAAUCGCUCCCACUAUUACUCUCAUCGCUCUUCCCCUCUUCGACUCUGCUGGUCACGAAGCAGGAACCCACUGGGGGAUAUCUAUUAUGACGACCUUCUUCAUCGUCUUGUUUUCUCAAUACCUACGGAAUAUCCCCUUUAUUAUCCCGUACUACUCAAAAGAUAACAGAAAGUGGCAGUACUCCAGAACAUAUAUCUUCCAGAUCUUUCCGGUGCUUCUUGGUAUCUCCAUUUCUUGGUUAAUCUGCUAUGUUUUGACAAUCACCAAUGUCUUCCCAUCCAAGCCUGAGACUUAUGGGUAUUUUGCUAGGACUGAUGUCAAAGGGAAUGUCUUAUCUCAAGCUCCGUGGUUCCGUUUUCCUUAUCCAGGCCAAUGGGGUGUGCCUACCGUCAGUCUGGAGGGUGUGUUUGGAAUUUUGGCUGGAGUCAUUUCAUCCAUGGUUGAGUCGGUGGGUGAUUACCAUGCAUGCGCACGUCUUUCUGGAGCACCACCCCCACCAAAGCAUGCCAUAAACAGAGGAAUUGGAAUAGAAGGGAUCGGUUGCCUAUUAGCCGGAGCCUGGGGCACCGGAAAUGGGACUACAUCUUACAGUGAGAAUGUCGGCGCCCUGGGAAUCACAAGGGUUGGGAGUCGGAUGGUGAUCAUUGCUGGUGGGGUACUGAUGCUUCUGUUGGGAAUUUUUGGUAAAAUUGGUGCUGUUUUUGCCACUAUCCCCUCUCCGGUGAUCGGUGGAAUGUUUCUGGUAAUGUUUGGAGUAAUAUCUGCUGUCGGAAUGUCCAAUUUGCAGUACGCCGACAUGAAUUCGUCAAGGAACUUAUUCAUUGUUGGAUUCUCCAUAUUUUCUGGUCUUACUGUUCCAAACUGGGUGAAUAAGAAUCCAACACUGCUACAGACAGGUAUUAUUCAACUAGACCAAGUCAUCCUGGUGCUGCUGACCACAGGAAUGUUUGUAGGUGGGUUCCUAGGAUUCUUCCUGGAUAACACUAUACCAGGUACAAAAGAAGAAAGGGGAAUAGCCGCAUGGAAUGAAGUCAAUGAAUCGAAUGAGGAGAACUGCUCUGAUGUUGGAGAAGUCUAUGAUCUUCCAUUUGGCAUUGGCACAAAAUUCUGCACUUCUGCUUGGCUCCGAUAUGUUCCUUUCUGUCCGAAACCCAGAGAGUUGCCCUUUGUCACUCACGAAAACAGCAAUCUGAAUAACUGCACAGAAACUAACCACUGAUUGUAAACAUAGAUUUGGCACCAAAUGAAUAGGAUCACUGGAGAAGCCUUGCUCCACGUUUUGAAAGCACGGUGGUGUAUGAAAGUUGUUGAAGUCUAAACCACAUAUUAUCUACAUUUCUAACAGUCCAUCAUCAUCAUGCUUUUGUGCAGAUGAAAGCGGUGAUCAGUCUUCCUAUUACACAUGUAAUUAAUAAUUGUCAUUACAGUAUUGUAAGACCUCUUGUAAGAAGUUUAUUAAACCCCAUUUGCUGGAAAAAAUCUUCAUC